Molecule: messenger RNA, 1662 nt
Organism: Colletotrichum chrysophilum
Lineage: Eukaryota; Fungi; Ascomycota; Sordariomycetes; Glomerellales; Glomerellaceae
Exons: 2
Coding region: 1-1662 (553 amino acids)
Source: RefSeq, a predicted model, not a curated record
AUGAAGCUUUACAACACAUUACAAGCAUGGCUGAGCUGCCAUGCUGUGGCUCUAGCUGCUUGCAACGACACUGAAAACCCACGCGUUGACUUGGGCUACGCGACAUACGAGGGCACCGCGCUAUCCAACGGCGUCAACCAAUUUCUCGGAAUGAGAUUUGCCGCGCCUCCUGUGGGACAGAACCGAUUCAAGCUUCCACAAGAGGUCAUUCAGGAACAUGGCAUUGUAUCAGCGAAAUCGCACGGAUCACUUUGCCUGCCAGUUGAUGGCCUCGCAUUCACCCCGCCACCUGGACAAGAUAUAUCGGAAGAUUGUCUGUUCGUCGAUGUCUACCAUCCAGCCCAUGUCAAUGGCACACCAGCCCAAAGUCUUCCGGUCAUGAUCUGGAUUUCUGGCGGAGGAUUCGUGCAGCUGCUGAAUGAGAACUAUAACGGCACAGGGCUGGUUGAAGCUAGUAACAAUGGUGUUGUCAUUGUCAGCUUCAACUACCGCGUCGGCCCUUACGGAUUCCUUGCCAGCGAAGAGCUUCAAAAAGAAGGAAGUCUCAACAUUGGCCUCCACGACCAGCGCGCCGCUAUGAAAUGGGUCGAACAGCACAUCGGAAAAUUUGGCGGCGACCCCAACAACGUCACCCUCUUUGCAACCUCGGCUGGAUCAGGGAGCGUGCUUCUGCACACUCUCGCCUACGGUGGCCAUCCUCCUGAAAACGACAACGUCAAAUGGCGCGCUGGAAUUGCACCAGCUGUAUGGCUUCCCUCUGUCCACAAGGUGGAAGAAACCCAGUACCAGUACGAUCAUCUCCUCAAUGCCACCAACUGCAGCGAUCUUGCGUGCUUGAGGUCGCUCGACUCAGACAUAAUCCAACGGGCGAACAGCGGCUUCCCGUUUCCUGGGCAGGCGAAUGUUCCUCUGUUCCCUUAUGGCCCAGUCAUUGACGGGCAUCUGCUCACAGGAACACCGUCUGAGAUGCUUCGCAACGGCAAUUUCGCCAAACACAGGCCGCUGAUUCUGGGCUCGUCCAGCACUGAGGGCACCAUCUUCGCAACCCAAGCCAAUACCACCCAAGACGUCAAUGACUUCCUCAAGACACAGUUUCCCGAUCUAACAGAGGACGAUCUGGCACAAGCCAAUGCUCAGUAUUCCUCAGUGCCAAGCACUUUCCCUGGUGUCAACGUGACAAAGUCUCCCAAGUUCUACCAGUUGUCCCAGAUGUUUGGCGACAUGGCUUUCAGCUGCGUUGCGUCAGGGUUUGCUGCUGGACUGAGCCGAGUGGGGGUUGAUGUUUACCUCCUACGCGACCACGUCCUCGACCCAGUCGAAGUUGCAGCGGGAUUCAUUGUUCCACACACCUGGGAAUUGCAGGCUGUUUGGGGACCAGAUUACGCACCGCAGUCGGUUGCGGUGCCGGGCGCUAAUAGCUACGAUGUCGGUGGCGUCAAUCAUGGGAUGGUUGGAGUUGUCCAGGCUUACUGGCUUAGCUUCGCCAGGACUGGUGGCAAACCAAAUGCCGCAAAAGCCGCAGGCGCACCUUUCUGGGGGCCAUACGGUCAUGGAGAAAGGCUCAAGCUGCAGACAAACUCAACGACGAUGGAAUAUUUGCAUGAAGAGGAAUCAGGUCGCUGCGCAUUGUGGAGCAAGCUUAGUGCGAAGACACACAUUUGA